AUGCGCAAUUUGGAGAUUCUUGAGCAGAUUACAGAAUUGAAGAAUUUUCUGGACAAAGUUUUCAAAAUAAAGGACCUUGGUCAUUUGAAUUACUUCUUAGGGAUUGAAGCUUUUAGAACCCCCAAUGGCCUUAACUUGUGCCAAAGGAAAUAUACAUUAGAAAUACUACAGGAGAAUGGUUUUUUGGAUGCUAAGCCUACAAGCACACCAGUAACUACAAGCCAAAAACUCAGUAGCCUAGAAGGUACAGCUCUUGCCAAACCUGAAGACUUUAGAAGAUUGGUUGGCAAGCUUCUCUAUCUUACAAACACAAGGCUAGAAAUCUCUUUUGCUGUCCAACAAUUGAGCCAAUUUGUUGACAAGCCCAUGGAUACACACCUUAUGGCUGCUCAUAGGGUGUUAAGAUACCUUAAAGGUUCCCCUGGAAAAGGCUUGUUCUAUCCAUCACACUCUCAAUUAAAGCUGCAAGGAUUUUCUGACUCUGAUUGGGCUACUUGUUCAGAGACAAGAAAAUCAAUCACUGGUUACUGCAUUUUUGUUGGGGAAUCUCUAAUAUCUUGGAAAACAAAGAAGCAAGUCACUGUGUCAAGAUCAUCUUCAGAAGCAGAAUAUAGAGUCUUGGCUUCUACUGUUUGUGAAAUACAGUGGCUACUCUACCUACUUGAAGACUUAAAGGUGAAACCAAACAGCCCUACAACCUUGUUCUGUGACAACCUAUCUGUUAUUGCUAUAGGAGAGAAUCAUGUGUUUCAUGGACGCACAAAACAUAUUGAGAUAGAUUGUCAUGUGGUGAAACAAAAGGUAAAUGAAAAAGUAAUCAAGCUGCUAUCCAUUCCUUCACAGAAACAGUUGGCUGAUGGAUUCACAAAGUCUCUUCCAAGAUUGAACUUUGAUGUCUUUCACUCUAAGUUGGGCCUUCAAGAUAUUCAUGCUCCAGCUUACAGGGCGGGGGGUAACCUACCUACAUACUCAUAUGAGCAUGUUGUUAAGUAUCUUAAGGUUUUCAAAGAGGGUAAAGUUUAUGCCUUCACUGUUGUGAAGGUUAAGGAUGAUCCUAAAUUGGUCUCAGCCUAUUGUCCCAAGAGUUGGAUUCACCUGAUUCUGAAGAGUUCAUACCCUACUGUCAACCAUGUCAAUGAAUGUGAUGCACAAGAAUAUGAUCCACACGACGUCGUUUUAGCCUAA
This is a messenger RNA of Ipomoea nil (Japanese morning glory), 1185 nucleotides long. RefSeq lists its product as uncharacterized. Bases 1 to 1185 code for a protein of 394 amino acids. NCBI's taxonomy places the organism in Eukaryota, Viridiplantae, Streptophyta, Magnoliopsida, Solanales, Convolvulaceae. The transcript is spliced from 5 exons. The record is from RefSeq and is a predicted model, not a curated record.